Messenger RNA from Rhizopus microsporus ATCC 52813, 1605 nucleotides. RefSeq names its product alpha/beta-hydrolase. NCBI's taxonomy places the organism in Eukaryota, Fungi, Mucoromycota, Mucoromycetes, Mucorales, Rhizopodaceae. Gene Ontology annotation, molecular function: phosphoprotein phosphatase activity. The record is from RefSeq and is a predicted model, not a curated record. The transcript is spliced from 11 exons. Bases 1 to 1605 code for a protein of 534 amino acids. Gene Ontology annotation, biological process: dephosphorylation.
AUGACGACUGUUCAUAUUACAAAUGGAAAUGGUGAACAAAUUGUAGGAAUAUUACAAGAGAAAUCUAGAGAGAAAAGACUUGUCCUAAUUGUUCAUGGAGAACAAGGACAUAAAAAUCAUUUAUAUCAAGAAAGCUUGGCCAAGCAGUUACCAUACAGCUCUUUUCGUUUUGACUUUUGUGGUAACGGAGAUAGUGAUGGUCAACCUGGUUAUGACCAUAUAGAAAAAGAUGCUGAAGAUAUCCAUUAUGUGGCUAGUCAUUUUGAGUCACACGGAUAUGAAAUCUAUGCCAUCAUUGGCUUUGGCAGAGGCUCUCUUAGUGGAUUAAAAUAUGCAAAUACGUGCGAGAGACCAUUAAGUCAUUUCGUUAAUAUCGCUGCGCCUUUUCUCACGAAAGAUGAUGCAUUGAUUUCACAACAAGAUAAAGCGUCUUUAGAAAAGAAUGGAUACUUCAUGUGGAAGGUCUAUCAGAAAGGAAGAUUAAACGAUUUCAAAGUGAAUCGUGAAGCAUACGAGGCUUAUGCUGCUUGGGAUAACUCUCACGUCAUACAUAUGCCUAAAGCAACGUGUGUCUUAACUAUUCACAGUAUAGACGAUAAGGUUGUACCUGCAUAUCACGCGGCCAUGUUUGCAAACAAGAUUUCAAAUCACACACUCAUGUUGCUACCCAACACAGAUCACCAAUUUAUGAGUCACCAUGAUGACUUGAUCGACAUUAUUCUGAAAUACUUUGAUAAACACGAAAAGGAUGCUUAUCGAAAAGCAGUGGCUAUGGGUCAACAUGUCAGUGUGGUCAUUCCUCGUUGGAUUGAUGUGGAAGGAGUCAUGAAUUUCAGAGAUGUUGGUGGCUGGCCAAUUAAGGAUGGCAGUGGAUAUAUACGAGAGAGAAUCAUCUUUAGAUGUGGACAUCUUGCAGGUAUCACGCCUAAAGGAAUAGAAACUCUAAAAAGACUCAAUGUCAUUGCUGUCUUCGAUUUCCGUUCAGAGCCAGAAAUUGAGAGACAAGGACAUAUGCCAGAUAUUCAUGGUGUCACUCAUGUCCCAUCGGCCAUGUUUACCAAGGCAGAUUAUUCACCAGCAGCAAUGGCUAGUCGAUGGAAGGGCUAUUUUGAAGGUCCCUAUGGAUUUCCUAAAGUGUACUCUGUUAUAUUAGAAAAAGGAGCACCUUACUAUAGAAAAAUAUUUUUGCAUUUGCUCCAAAACCACUCAAUUCACUCCAACAAGUCGAUUAUUGUUCAUUGCACGGCAGGAAAAGAUCGCACGGGUAUCUUUUGUAUGUUAUUGUUAGGUUUAUGUGGGGUGGAUGAUGAAAUUAUUGCAAAUGAGUAUGGACUGAGCAGCCUUGGUUAUUGGGAACCUGAAGAAGAAUUACAAAGGAAGGCGGUUCAUCUGAACGUAACAGUGGAUGAUGUUCGCAUUGUUACAUCAGCACCAUACAUUGCUAUGAAGGAAACGAUUCGUCUAGUAAAAGAGAAAUAUGGAAGUAUUGAAGGAUAUAUAAGAAAUGAGUGUGGAUUAAGACAAGAAGAAAUACAAGGAAUUAGAGAUUUAAUGAUUGUUCCAAUUCGAUUUGAAGAACGUCAAUUGUUUAGACCAAAGAUUUAA